AUGGGGAACGCAGGAGAUCAUGGCCAAGUGGCGAUAUCGUCUAUCAACAGAGACAUCGAGAAUGUCUCCGAUAACUCCUCCAAUGAAAGCGCCGUGAAACCGACAAAGUCAUGGAAAGGCUACCUGUGGGAUACAUGGGACCUUCCUCCUAAACAGCGAUGGCUUCUUUUCAAAGUCGAUGCAUUUGUUCUCACAUUCGCUUCUAUUGGAUACUUUCUCAAGAACAUCGACCAAUCGAAUGUCAACAAUGCUUUUCUUAGUGGCAUGGAAGAGGACCUGCAGAUGUUUGGCAAUCAACUUGUUACCAGUACAUCUAUCUGGACUGUCGGAUACGUUAUUGGUCAGAUCCCUUCCAAUCUUCUUCUCACUAGAAUAUCUCCACGCUGGGUUAUUCCUUCACUCGAGGUAGGAUGGGGUAUUGCAACCAUCUGCACAUCAAGUGUGAAGUCUUAUCGAGCGCUUUAUGCUCUCCGCUUCCUAGUCGGUUUCUUCGAAUCCGGCUUCUACCCAGGCAUCCACUACCUUCUAGGAUCAUGGUAUACCCCCCGAGAAAUCGGAAAGCGGGCCAUGGUCUUCUGGCUAGCUGGCUCUGUUGGCUCGUUAUUCAGCGGCUUCUUACAGGCAGCUGCUUAUAACAAUCUGAAUGGGACACAUGGUUAUGCAGGUUGGCGCUGGCUCUUCAUCAUCGACGGAAUUAUCACGCUCCCACUCGCGGUCGCAGGCUAUUUCUUCUUUCCUAAUCUUCCUCAAGGCGGAAAGAAGACAUGGUGGAUAAGUGAGGAGGAGCAUGUCAUUUCUUUGGAGAGGAUGCAGCACAUCGGCCGUGCUGGAAAGCAGCCCUGGACGAAAGCCAAGGCUAAGAAGAUUCUUCUAAGUUGGCAUACCUACCUUCUUCCUCUCUUGUAUAUUGUCUGGAACAAUGGUAUACCCCAGGCUGGAAUGGGAUAUUGGCUCAAGAGCUUCAAUGCCAAACCUGCCCCGGUUCCAGGGACACAUUACUCUAUCGCGCAGAUUAACAAUUUACCACUUCCCACGACUGGUAUCUUCAUUGUUGUGGCGAUGGUCUGGGGCUGGCUCUCGGAUGGGCCUUGUCGAGGUGCUCGCUGGCCAUUCAUCUAUGCUGGUGCUGUUAUUACCCUUCUCUUUAGUAUUCUCUUACUCAAGGUACCCUUAUACUCGGAUAUCAAGGGCCGAACGGCUGUAUAUUGGCUGAGCAAUAUUGGGAUGGGUGCAGGUCCUCUAAUUCUCAGCUGGAUCAACGAGAUAUGCUCCGAUGACACAGAAAAGCGAGCGUUGCUCGUUGCAAUGGCGAACGAUCUUGCUUAUGUCGUGCAGGCUGUUGCUCCCAAUUUCGUGUGGAAAACUACUGCAUUCCCAAGAGCUGCGAAGGGAUACACCUGGUCGAUUGUGCUCCAAAUUUUACUCAUUGUCGUUACGGCUACGAUUCAGUUACUUCUAUGGAGGGACAGAAAAAAGGCAGCUAGGGCAGACCGGACGAUACCCGCCGUGGAUCCCGUUGAUCCAUCCUCAACAGAGGAUGAGGAGAAUCCUGGUAAAGGCAUAGGACCAUCCCAGGUCAAGUUUGUGGGUCAGUAUUAG
Penicillium nucicola is the source of this 1599-nucleotide messenger RNA. RefSeq lists its product as uncharacterized. Gene Ontology annotation, biological process: transmembrane transport. The coding region runs from base 1 to 1599 and encodes 532 amino acids. The record is from RefSeq and is a predicted model, not a curated record. Gene Ontology annotation, cellular component: membrane. NCBI's taxonomy places the organism in Eukaryota, Fungi, Ascomycota, Eurotiomycetes, Eurotiales, Aspergillaceae. Gene Ontology annotation, molecular function: transmembrane transporter activity. The transcript has 10 exons.